GGUACAUUGAAAAAAAUUGAGGAAAUUAAGUGUUUGGCCGUUCAAUGUAAGGAGAUAGGAGGCACAUGUACCUAGGUCUUGUACCUAUGACGGCGUCAAAUGAUGACUUCCAGGGCUACUAGCGCUAACCUUAUAGCGGAUAAAACGCCUGCAACCGUUAGAAAUACAUACCCGCAUCAGCUAAUCGGUCAACGGAUUGAGCGGGUUUGAGCCAUUUCAAACGUAGGUACAACGCCAUUAACUCUAUCUUUCUCACCCAUCCAGGUCCUCUUCUCCAAAAAAGCAAACCAUCGCAUGUCCCUAUACCAAUUCAUUCCCUUCAGUAUAACAUUCGACAGAUUGUUAUAAUAACAACCCAUACCCCCAUUGGUUUUUUUACCUAUUCGCCAUGAAGCCUUCGCUGAUGGGCUUCACGAGCAAUGUCCUUCUCCAGUAGACUAUGAUCUUCAAGAAGUCAACUGUCGCGCUUUGCUCCAGCUCUAACCUAGCUGCUUUUCUUUCUUCACCAAACGCCUGUUACUCUACGUCAUCAUGUAAUCCUAACAAAAAAGGGCCACAAUGUCGAGAGAGCAUUCGCAUCUCCUCCCAGCAGCGAUGCUAUGCUACCGUUUCGGAUGACUCGAAGAAGUCAACCGACUCUUCUAAAGAACAUGCUUGGCCUUCCUCGCAACAUCCCACACCCUACGAGAUAUUCAACCAACGAAGGAGCGCACCUUAUAGUAAGGCUAAAUUCUACGAACUCGUAAAGAUCUAUCACCCAGAUCGACACCAUCACACACCCGGUCACCUGUUGUCGCAUACAGCUAGGCUCGAACGAUAUCGCCUUAUUGUCGCCGCGAACGAAAUCCUUAGUGACCCAACAAAGCGCCGGGCCUAUGAUUUAUAUGGAGCAGGGUGGGGAGCAACACGAAGCAUGGAAAACCUCUAUCGGACCGCCGACAGGUCCUGGAGGGACGUCCCGGGAAAUCCGAGCAUGAACGCCACCUGGGAAGACUGGGAACGCUGGUACGAUGAAAGGGACGGUACCAAGAAAGAAAACCAAAGGCCGGUGUUCAUGUCGAAUCAACUAUUCGCCAGUGUAUUGUGCGUAUUCGUAGUCAUUGGUAGUUUUGGCCAGGCAAGGCGAGCAACCUCGACUACGACAAAUCUCGUGGAAAUGAGGGAUGAACAUAGUAUGGCUAUUAGUGAGGGCAUGAGGAAGCGGCAAAACGAGAAAGCAUUCCUCAAUAGACAUGAGAGGGUCGAAAACUUCCUGCGACAAAGGGAUGGUUGGGCUUUCGCAUCAUCACCGAAUCACCACGCCGAAGCCAAUGCUAAUGAAAAAUAGAGUCAUGCUCUAUCUUGAUUAUUCAUGUUGUGUAAAUUUACGAUAUAGGUAAUCAAGAGGGCAAUCAUAUACACUGUCUAUAUGUCUAUUUAUCAGAAUAGAGUUAGAUAAUCUUUUAAUUAUUCCGUAAAGAAUUGUAUAGUCUCGAGGUUAGGUCAUCGGUAUAGUCAACAUUAAAGAAUUACACAGUAAACACAAUUGAGUCAAGGG
Messenger RNA from Hypoxylon trugodes, 1537 nucleotides. RefSeq lists its product as uncharacterized. The record is from RefSeq and is a predicted model, not a curated record. The coding region runs from base 440 to 1327 and encodes 295 amino acids. NCBI's taxonomy places the organism in Eukaryota, Fungi, Ascomycota, Sordariomycetes, Xylariales, Hypoxylaceae. The transcript has 2 exons.